Molecule: messenger RNA, 1809 nt
Organism: Uncinocarpus reesii 1704
Lineage: Eukaryota; Fungi; Ascomycota; Eurotiomycetes; Onygenales; Onygenaceae
Exons: 4
Coding region: 1-1809 (602 amino acids)
Source: RefSeq, a predicted model, not a curated record
AUGACCGCGCCGCCCCAUGCCACAAAUCACACCCUCGCCCAAAGCCCCGACGCGUGGCUGGACACCGCGAACUUCACUCCUAUGUCGCGCCGGAUUCCGGACACGCAACACUCAGAACUCGAGGAAUCGCUAGCCAGCGACAAGAUAUCCACCUCUGACAGCGAAUCGCAACCCUCCAGCCCCGUUCCUCAGGAGCUCACUCUUCAAACGACGGACAUACCUCUAAACGUCGCCCGUGGGGACGAGGAAGAUCCAAAAUCCGUGAUCCAUGCUCCUCCAGGGUUUGGUGCAUAUUUGUCCACGAGCCCGGUUUCUCCUCCGCCAUUAACCACGAAGGUUGAACCUUGGUCUGACCGUGCAACCCCGCGAGCUCAAACCAGGCAAGAAAUUGAUGCAUUCGGUCGAAAGCCUCGGCCAAACAGCUUGGAAGAUAUUCCGGAAAAUUUUGACCAUGAUUUCCCACAAGACGAGACUGAAGAGGAAACGGAAGCUACCGACGUACCCAUUGCCACUUUGCCCUCGUAUAGUCAUGAAAUCAAUGCGUUGAAGACUGCCCUUUCUGAGUGUUGGACUCUCUGUAAUACACUGGCAAAUUUAAGCUCGAUACAUAGAGAGCGUUUGUUUCACGACUCUGGAAAAGGUAGCAUGCAGGAACAAGCUUGGAAAUCAUGCUGGAAGCUGUGUCAAAAUCUAUACGAAAACCGAGAAGACGACCAUAUUCUCCAUGUUCGGCCAACUCUAGAUUUAUGUCGAGAGUUUUGCCAGGCGCUCUUUGAGAUUCGAAUAAGAGAUGAUGAGAUUGCAGAUUCCAUCCUCCGGGUUAGCUUUGAGCUGAAUAACCAUCUUUACAACACCCACGAUCGCAACUUGCCCGAGGCCUUUCGCGAGCGGACCCUCGACUUUUAUAUUACCUUGUGCCAUCGUUUAAUGAAGCAACGAACGCAAUUAGUCACAGAGACCGAUUUACUACUGAGGGCUUGCUGGGGUCUUGCAGAAAUGCUGUUCAACCUUCGACAAGGCAAGAGGGAAGGAAAAUCCGCCGACGUGGAGCUUCUUGGUUCUGCAGUGCAGGCCUGCUGGGAUCUGUGUGAUCUGUUCCGAGAAGGCUGGACACAAGUCCGUCCAGAUCGUAGAACACCAAGGCCAAGCCAAACGACGUUUACCCAGGCUUUCUACCAAGCCAAGGGUGCAGCGUAUUCGGAACCUCCCGAGACCCAACCUAUAACCCCAAAUCCAGAGACUCCAACAACUAUAUUCGAUGACACUGCCACCAUGCUCUCUCCGGAGCAAGCUCAAGUCCCUAAUAUACUCGUCCUUGGAGCCGGAAACACGCAGAACUUGCAUCCACAUUGGAAUUCCACCACCACCUCCACGCUCGCUAGCUAUUCCCGUCCUUCUUCGCGCUCCUCAACGACUUCAUCCACACACACGGUAAAAUCGCCGGCUGAUGACCCGAACCUUACCUGCCUCAAACUACUCAUUGUCCGCGCAGCGAUGAACAACGGCUUUCAGCGCGAAGGCGCAUAUACCUUCCCUUCAUUUGUCAAAGCAUUAUCCUCAGAUGCAUUCGGUACUGCACCAUGGCAAAAUUCCCUCUUGGUCAAUUAUAAGAAGUUAGUUACUGUUGAUCCGGCAUUUAGUGCUGCACCUCUUCCAGCACGCGCUACUGCCCCAGACAUUGCGAGAGCGGUGCAGGUGAUGAUCCAGCAUAGUGCGCAGUACGCAUGGUUGCUAGACUUGUACCGGUUGGUGUUUGGGUUUAGGAUAGACGAAGCAAUGCAGCGAAGUAGCAUUGCGAUUCAGACUUGA